Messenger RNA from Capsaspora owczarzaki ATCC 30864, 1740 nucleotides. RefSeq lists its product as hypothetical. The transcript is spliced from 2 exons. The coding region runs from base 656 to 1717 and encodes 353 amino acids. NCBI's taxonomy places the organism in Eukaryota, Filasterea, Ministeriida, Capsasporidae. The record is from RefSeq and is a predicted model, not a curated record.
GGAUGUGCACUCAGUGACUGAAAGAGCGUGUUGUAGAAGUGCAAGAGGAGGAGAACGUUAUGGGCGGAGGAGGAGAGCGCAGAGAACAGAGUGCAGAAAGCAGAGAGCAGAGGAGCGGCAAAGAGCGCUCAGGCGAAAAGCAAAAAAACCUGACCCGAGCGCGGUUUUAGCGCACGCUUCAGCCGCAGGCCAUAGCUAACUGCAACGCAGUCGGCAAAAAGUCGCCAAGUGGAAGAGAAGGCAUGCAGGAGAGUGUAGUGGGGCUGCAAUCAUCAUAAUAACCAACCUCAAAGUCGAAAUCCAAAAGUGGGACUGUCAUCGAACUGAAAAAAUCCGACAAUAAGAAAAGGGGUCAAUUCACGUGUUCGAGAGCGAUGCGAUGGCGAAUGCUGCUGUGACCAUAGUCAUGGACAACCAAAAAUGGCCCAGAAGCGUGCCGCGUUCACCGGCUGCGAGUCAACAAACAAAUACAUCCACACCCCUCGCUUUCAACGCAGGCAACCCCCCUUACUGCAGCCAGUGAAGGCAGGCACAAAGAGAAGCGCAAAAGUAUAGAUGUUGUGUGCAUGUGCCCAUCUUUUCACCAGCUCUAGAUCUAUUUUGAUGACGCGAAUCGUUGCCAGUCCCUUUUGUUUGUUUCUCAAUUUUUGAAACAAUGUCCGAAACCUCAACCGAGAUGCUGGUUGCCUCUACCGAGAUUCCGGUGGCCCCGACCCAGAGUAUGGCUGCGGUUCUAGAAGACAUUCCGUGCACCGCCCCACUGGACUUUGUGUUGCCUGUUGUGCCCUAUCAGCUAAAUGCUUUGCUGGAUCAGUUAACGCCUGGUGCGUUGGGUUUCGACCCCAUUCAAUUCGCUCGAGGUAUCAAAGUGCGCACCGACAACCUGACACAAACGGAGUGUUUGCAGCUCAAACACGGCUCUGCCUUUGUUUUCCCCAAUGGAGGCAAAAACACCAAAGGACUUGGCGUGGACGUCAAGAGGUGGCGCGACGGGAACCGGUACAAGAAAGCGCACAAUACCGCGACCAACAUUCCGACCAUCAAAGCCAUGGUCUAUCCUCCGUUUUACCUCGGAGGGUUGUACAAGACCCUGUACCAGAUCGACGAUCAACGAGUGCUUGUGCUCUACACCAAGGGGUCCCCGGCUGCCUCCGGCCGCAAGCCUGCGACUCGCACCUCGCCCAAGGCCGGCAAAUCUCAGUCUCUGCGCAAGUCAAGCGCCGCUCCCGCACACCCUCUGACUCCGUCCUCGUCCUCAGAAUCAUCAAGCUCGGACUUGGACUCGGACUCGGUGACAACCGUUGAUGCCCCGCGCAUUGUUGGGUCGGACAUCCACUCUUUCCCGAGCCCCUCCUCUUCGGAAGAGCUGAAUGUCGGCGCGGCCUCUGCACGUCUCGCUCGUGCAGACAAUGCCCAUCAUGACCAGAGUCUUGGACUGGGAAUGGAUUUUGCGAACUUUCCGAACGCAGUGCUCCGCAGCCUUCCUCAAGCUGGUGACAUUGGCAUGCCCGACUUCUUGAAUAACGUCCCCAGCACCGCAUCGACCAUUCGUUAUGAUGUGGGUGCUGAAGCCGGAAAUGACAGGACUGCUGAUUGGGUCCAGUUGAGCUCGCAAGACCGCGCCGAGGUCCUUGCGGACGACAUGGAUGAUGCCCCUCUGAGAAAAAUGUUUUCCGAUGAGGAGCUCCUUAUGCUCAAUAUUGAAGGCGAUUGGUAAUAACCAGCGCCGCGCCGUGGUUG